CAACCGCUAACCAAAACUCUCAUCCAAUGGCAGCCCUAAGCCUCCUCCUCACCGUCCUCCUCACCGCCAUCUCGCCCGCAGCGCUCGCCAUCCCGGCCAACUCCACCGACUUCAUCCGCCGCAGCUGCACCGCAACCCUCUACCCCAAGCUCUGCUACACCUCCCUCAAACCCUACGCAAAAACCGUCAAGCAGAGCCCUUUAUCACUCGCCAUCAUCGCCGCCAACGUCAGUCUCGCCAAAAUAAAGGAAUCAGUUUUGAAAGCCGAGGCUUUGCGGCACCACAGAAAGAGGCGUGCCGGCGCUGCACUGCGCGAUUGUGUUGAUGUGCUGCGUACAGCCGAGGAUCUCACAAAGCAAGCCAUGGCGGAGAUCCGGAAGCUUGGGAAGCCGGCUGCGCAGGCUGGUCGUCGGUCGAGCUUUAUUUCAGAGGUAUCUAAUGCUCAGACGUGGAUGAGCUCUGUUAUCACUAAUGAAGACACGUGCAUCGACGGAUUUGGAGACAUCGGCUGCGGGGGCGGCGGCGGCGCUGAGGUGUUGAAGGGCUUUAUUCGAAAAGUAAGGAGGGUGGAAAGGUAUAGCAGUAAUGCUCUUGCGCUGCUGAAUGCUCUUGUAGAAGGUUGAUUCUUCUACGGGAAGAUCUGCUGUUUAAUCCGAAGUUAGUUGAAUAAGUUUAUUCGCUCUUAUUAAUCGAAGUUAGUCAAAAAAUACGAACAAUAUAGUAUUUAAUGUAUGUGCUAUUGCUAAUCUAAUUUAUGAUAAAAGAUCUGAACUUUUUUGCAAGUUUGAUCUUCUUAGGUGAUGGAGAAGGUUCAGUCUGUGAACUAUAAGAAUUUUAUAUAUGGCAUUGCUGUGUUUUGUCUUUUAUCUAUUUUUUUUGGCGUAUUGGGGGUUUAUAAUAAAAGAUG
Molecule: messenger RNA, 907 nt
Organism: Phalaenopsis equestris
Lineage: Eukaryota; Viridiplantae; Streptophyta; Magnoliopsida; Asparagales; Orchidaceae
Product: 21 kDa protein-like
Exons: 1
Coding region: 27-623 (198 amino acids)
Biological process (GO): negative regulation of catalytic activity
Molecular function (GO): enzyme inhibitor activity
Source: RefSeq, a predicted model, not a curated record